AUGAACGCGGCUAAGGAUGAGAUCGAGGUGAACGUGGUGUCGUCGCCGGAAUCGGGCAGCCGGAACAGCACUCCGGAACCGGACCAAAUAGUACGGGGUGGCUUUAAAGUGACGUCGUUUGUGAGCGGCGGCGCGGAAGAACAAACCACGGGCGAUGACAUGUCGAGGACGGCUCAAAAGUUGUCCGGAAGCUCGACCAAUUUCUCGAUAUCGAGCAUACUGUCGAGGACAGAGCCGCCUGCCAAGAAGCAUGUUUUCGGAGCGCGAAGACCAAAUGAGGCCGCAGUUAAUUCUAAUUUGGAUCGGGCAAUGUUGCAAUGAUUGGGGAUAAUGUCACACUUCGGUGCCUUGGCGGCGGCUUCCAGUAGAUACGCGGCACUUUGCGGUGGGGCUACAGAUCCGAGAACUUUGCCCUGGUAUUGGGGAAGAUUAUCGGGUCAGAUGUCCCAGGAAAAACACGGCUCUUCAGAUUGUACGACGGGCGAGGACCAGUCCCCGCCCCCCUCGCCAGGGGGCUUGAACGCCCGCCCCACGUCAGCGGGACACAACACCAACGACACCAGGACGUCUCGGCCGUCGUCACCAACGGACCUGGUGAGAUCGACCACCAGUUCUCCUACACCGUUGAUGACGUCGACGCAUCAUCCGGCUUACAUGGACCAAAACUACCCACGCUCGAAGAGCCCUUCGUAUCGGGAGUCCGAUCACAUGGUGAUAGACGAAGAGAUGGACGAAGACGAGAGCGACUACGACAACGACAAAGAGAAGAAGGUGCAAGAGCCCAGCAUGAGCCCGGGCAGUUCUAUGUCGAACAAGAGGAAAAAGAAGACGAGGACGGUGUUCUCGAGAUCGCAAGUCUUCCAGCUGGAGUCGACAUUCGACAUGAAACGGUACCUGUCUUCGUCGGAAAGGGCGGGCCUAGCUGCUAGUCUCCACCUCACCGAGACCCAGGUGAAGAUCUGGUUCCAGAACCGACGCAACAAGUGGAAACGUCAACUAGCCGCGGAGUUGGAGGCCGCCAACAUGGCGCACGCUGCCCAAAGACUCGUCCGGGUGCCCAUAUUGUACCACGAGUCGAACGUCAGACACCCGUUCGAGCAGAGCCACGCGGCUGCGUUAGGCCUGCACCACACCGGGCUGGAAAACAGAGACGGCGGCGGCGCGGCGAGCGCCAACUCAUCCGUCGUGACGUCAGCAGCGUACCCGAGUUCGCUCUACUACCACCAGGCGGCGGUAGCGGCGGCGGUCCACAAUUUACCUUCGAGUCCUGUGAACAGGCCGCCAAUGUCCGGCCUAGUCUGA
Molecule: messenger RNA, 1302 nt
Organism: Cylas formicarius (sweet potato weevil)
Lineage: Eukaryota; Metazoa; Arthropoda; Insecta; Coleoptera; Brentidae
Gene: Hmx
Product: homeobox protein Hmx
Exons: 7
Biological process (GO): regulation of transcription by RNA polymerase II
Cellular component (GO): nucleus
Molecular function (GO): RNA polymerase II transcription regulatory region sequence-specific DNA binding; DNA-binding transcription factor activity, RNA polymerase II-specific
Source: RefSeq, a predicted model, not a curated record